AAUUCACGAAAGUGUAAAAAAUGGAAGCGAUAUAGUUGUUACUGUUCAUUAGUUCGGCCUCCAACGAACAAGGCAAAAAAUACACCUCGCAAACAACAAGUGCAUCUCUUUCUCGCUCGUCUUUCAUCUCCAGAUUAUCAAAAAAAGCUUGCGUGUGUUCCCCCAUUGGUGGACGGGAGCCGCGAAAGGUAGAGCUAUUGGCGCUAGCAAGCCUCGAGGACGACUACACCUCUAGCAAAAUUGCAGUCCCCAUCUCUGAAUCCCAAAUCAGAUUAGGGAUCCGGGACAUCAUCCAACCACUGCGUGCUGUUGUGAGGUUAAUCCACGGAGUAAUUCAGAAAUGGAUCAGAUAUUGAACAAGGUGGGUUCUUACUGGUUUAGCAAGAGAGCCAACAAGGAGCUCAAUUCCGUCGGCGACGACAUAACCUCCUUGCACGCCAGUAUUAAAGAGGGAACCCAAUGGUUGUUCAACAAAGCGAAAGGAAAGAUACAGACACCCCUGCUGGAAUUCCUAAAGGAGUACGACUUGCCAAAAGGCAUUUUCCCUCGCGACGCAACACACUAUGAGUUCAACGAAAACACAAAAGAGCUCGUUGUCCACAUACCCUCUGUUUGUGAAGUGGGCUACAGUGAUGGCUCUGUUUUGCGCUUUAACACCACUGUGAAAGGAUUUCUCGAGAAGGGAAAGCUAGCUGACAUCGAGGGAAUGAAAACAAAGGUGCUUAGUGUUUGGGUUAAGGUCACUGCCAUUACAUCUGCAGGACCGAAGCUCCACUUCACGGCAGGGAUGAAGAAAACCCGGGAGAGGGCUACUUAUGACCACGACAGGAGUGGGGUCUGUGUAGAUAAGUUUUAGAGCGGUCGAAGACAACGCUGCGAUUGGUCAUGUAUCUUGUAAUGCCUUGUUUGGUUUGAUGUGCUACUACGAUCAAACGGUACUUUCCUCUUGUCCUUGCUUUCACUGAAACUUGCUGAUGUGAAGCUGUAAUGUAUGUGUAUUCAUGGAUGUCUUUUUCAUUUUCUCCCCAUGCGCCAAACGACUAUAAAAUCUGUUUUUAAAAUAUUCAAAAACGCCAGCAUGAAAGUUGCGGGACAUUGGAUGAUUACUUAGGAAAUAAAUAUCAUUUCCUAAAUAAAUCUGUUUUAUGAAU
Messenger RNA from Cuscuta campestris, 1151 nucleotides. The record is from the annotation of a GenBank genome assembly. NCBI's taxonomy places the organism in Eukaryota, Viridiplantae, Streptophyta, Magnoliopsida, Solanales, Convolvulaceae.